Diprion similis is the source of this 1017-nucleotide messenger RNA. RefSeq lists its product as uncharacterized. Bases 1 to 1017 code for a protein of 338 amino acids. The transcript has 5 exons. Lineage: Eukaryota; Metazoa; Arthropoda; Insecta; Hymenoptera; Diprionidae. The record is from RefSeq and is a predicted model, not a curated record.
AUGGGUGCACCAAAGGCAAACGAUGCUGGACAAUUUGUAAAUUCAAUCAUUUAUUUGAAUUUUUAUCGAAAAUUGACAUCUAUUACGGGGAAUGGACACACAACGCACCACCAUUCGCAUAAAAUUCACCAGGUUAAGGACCUGGAGCGCGGGAACUACGGAGCGCUGGUCCUGAAAGUCGACAUUCACCAGGUGAAUGACCUGGAGCGCGGGAACCACGGAGCGUUGGUCCUGGAAAUCGAAAUUCACCAGGUAAAGGACCUGGAGCGCAGGAACUACGGAGCGCUGGUCGUGAAAGUCGAAAUUCACCAAGUGAAUGACCUGAAGCGCGGGAACCACGGAGCGCUGGUCCUGAAAGUUGAAAUUUACCAGGUGAAUGACCUGAAGCGCGGGAACCACGGAGCGCUGGUCCUGAAAGUCGAAAUUAACCAGGUCAAGGACCUGGAGCGCAGGACCUACGGAGCGCUGGUCCUGGAAUUCGAAAUUCAUCAGGUGGAUGACCUGGAGCGUGAGAACUACGGAGCGCUGGUCCUGGAAGUCGGAAUUCAUCAGGUAAAGGACCUGGAGCGCAGGAACUACGCAGCGCUGGUCCUGGAAUUCGUAAUUCACCAGGUUAAGGACCUGGAGCGCGGGAACUACGGAGCGCUGGUCCUGGAAUUCGAAAUUCAUCAGGUGGAUGACCUGAAGCGUGAGACUACGGAGCGCUGGUCCUGGAAGUCGGAAUUCAUCAGGUGGCUCACUGGGCCUAUUCCCCUCCCGGUUCCCCUCUUGCGAGGCUCUUGCGAGGGGUACGCGGACUCGAAUCGCACUUAUUUCUUUCAAACGUCUUCAUGUUACAAUUUAUUUUCACCAUUGAACCUCGACAUUCAACAUUUGCGCGGGCAAGGAUAUGAUAAUGGGGCUAAUAUGCGUGGAAAACACAACGGUGUCUACAAAAAGGUGGUCGAUCAUUUGCAAUCAUAUACCAGAUUUAAAAUUGAAACCUUCGAGUGCUACGCGAUGGUCCAGCAGAAUUGA